This is a messenger RNA of Penicillium diatomitis, 681 nucleotides long. Its product is annotated as Fcf2 domain-containing protein. Gene Ontology annotation, biological process: RNA processing. Bases 1 to 681 code for a protein of 226 amino acids. Gene Ontology annotation, molecular function: RNA binding. Lineage: Eukaryota; Fungi; Ascomycota; Eurotiomycetes; Eurotiales; Aspergillaceae. The transcript has 3 exons. Gene Ontology annotation, cellular component: nucleolus. The record is from RefSeq and is a predicted model, not a curated record.
AUGAGUGAUACCACAGUCAUGGGAUCCACUCCCCCUCAAGAGGACGUGGAGCUGUCUGAUGAUCAGAUUCAACAGCUUUUACUUGAGGCUGAGGGCCGCCUGGGUGGUACAAGCACACAGGUCGCCCCAGUCGAUAUUUCUUCCAUCAAAAUCCCAAAGCUGGCUACCAGCUCUGAACUAAAGCCCUACAUGCGUCCUGGCGCUGAGGCAGUUGCUACCGUUAACUCGGCCCAGCUCAUCGAUCCCAAGCAAAAGGAGUUGUCCAACAUUCUUCGUCCAGCUUCAACCAAGCCCGCCGCCAAGAAGGACAAGGCCACCGCUGGACCUGAUUGGUUCAACCUUCCCAAGACCGAAUUGACCUCGGAACUCAAGAGAGAUCUUCAGCUCAUCCGGAUGCGUUCAGUCUUGGACCCCAAGAGACAUUACAAGAAGGAGAACGGCAAGGCCAAGAUCCCUGAGUUUUCUCAGGUUGGCACGAUCAUCCAAGGUCCCACCGAGUUCUUCAGCAGCCGUAUCACCAAGAAGGACCGCAAGAAGAACUUUGUCGAAGAAGUCUUGGCUUCCGAGCGUCAAAAUCACCGCUUCGAGUCCAAGUACCGCGACAUUCAAGCCCACAAGACCAGUGGCAAGAAGGCAUUCUACAAGGAGCUGCAAGCGAAGAGAAAUCGCAAGCUUAAGUGA